Messenger RNA from Closterium sp. Naga37s-1, 3297 nucleotides. The record is from the annotation of a GenBank genome assembly. Lineage: Eukaryota; Viridiplantae; Streptophyta; Zygnematophyceae; Desmidiales; Closteriaceae.
AUGACGUCAUUGGACUCGACUCUUCAUGAUCCGGCGACGCCGCAGUCACAGCGGCCGUCCGAAUCAGACAAGCCGUUUUCUACUCCUGCUAUCGCAACGCCUGAAACGACGUUGGCGGUGACCGCCGCAUGGCCUCCCAUGGCCGCGGCACUUGCGGACGCCGCCGGCUGUCUCUUUGACCUUCAAGCGGAAGUUUACCUUCCCCCUUGCGCCCCGCCGCAGCACCAUCUGACCACAGAGUUCCGCAGCAACCCCGCAGCGGAAAGGGAGCAGAGCGGCUGGAGCGUGUGGGAUCAGGAAUGCUUGGAAGAUGUUGAAGAUGUUGUGGUGAUCGAACCUUCUCAUUAUGCGGCCUCUUGUGAAAGAAAAGGAUUGGCCGCAGAGCCAGGGACAACCAUCACCAGUACCACUGCUGGUACUAGUACUAGAAGCGAUGGUGGUCACGCUAUGGGUGCGGCCACAUUCCUGGCGGACUCAUUCGGCCGUGCGGCGGUUGCCUCACCCCCCUGGCUCUCCGCUCUCCGCCAGCGCGCGGAGAUCAGGCAACCGCGCGCGGGUGUCCAUGGGCGGCGAUGGCGGAAAGGAGUUCCGCAACGGGGGCAGAUGACAGUAAGUACUAUGGGGUGGGAGCGAAGUGAGGAGGCUGCUAUGGGGUGUGAUAAUGUUAGAACUAUCAAGCAUGCUAGUACUAAUAUCAAGAAUAAUAAUAGUUAUGUAAACAAGGAACGGGAAGUGCUGCGUACGGAUGUGGGACACACAGAGACACGGCCGCAUCAUCUGCGAGAAGCAAAGGACGUAGCUGCUGCUACGACGUCGCUGCCUCUUGAGUGUUCCACACUGGACGCAGUAGGGCAGACAGCAGCAGGAGGAGAGGCAGCAGCAAGAGGGGAAACAGAAGCAGGAAGGGUUCUGGUAGGGAGAUUAGGGAUAGGAGAGGCAGUAGGGCAGGCAGCAGCAGGGGAUGGGAGGGAAACAGCUAGAACGAGGAGAGGUGGCAGGAAAGGCGGGGUUGAAGGCGCGUUGUCUCGGUUGAGGGAGGCGGGUGGGGAGGCGGUAGAGGAGGGCAGGUGCGGCAGUGACGAGGGCGAGGAGCAAGGAAAUAACGGACGCAGAUUGGGGGAGGAGAGGCAGGCGGACGGCAGCUGUGCUGGUGCUGUGUGCAUCGAGAAACUGCGAGGCAGGGUGACGUGUGUGGGGCCGGAAGAAGGACGGGCAGCAGAGGACGCACAAGGCGCGGAUGCAGCAGCAGGAGGAACAGGAGCAGGAGCAGAAGCAGAAGCAGGCACGGCAGCAGCAGAGACAGAAGCUGCAGAAGCAGAAGCGGGGGCGGCAGUGGCAAGAGCAGCAGCAGACUCAGAAGCAGAGGCAGAAGCAGAAGUGGCGCACUGUGCUGGCGAUGCAGGCAGCAUGAAGAUAAAGGGGUCUGGUGAGGAGAGGAAGGGAAAGCGAGGAGUGCGAGUGGCAGCAGCAGAAACAGGAGCAGACUCAGAAGCAGAGGCAGAAGCAGAAGUGGCGCAGUGUGCUGGCGACGCAGGCAGCAAGAGGAUAACGGAUCCCGGUGAGAAGAGGAACGGAAAGCGAGGAGAGCGCGUGGCGGCAGCACAGCCAUCAGCCAAGCGAGCAAAGAAGCAGGCAGUUUCAGAUGGCAAAGAGGUGGGCAGUGCGGGUGGGGCUGUGGUGUUAAAUGGUGCUGAUAGACCGACGGAGAAGAGGCAUAUCAGUGGGGUGGAGAGAAAUCGCAUGGAGAGAAAGGGCACAGAUAGAAGUGGCGCUGAUGGUGCGGAUGGUGCCCGUGGUGGUGAUGGUGCGGACUGUGCCAGCAGUGACGGUCACGGUACCUGGAUUGAGGGGCAAGAGGAGGGAGCGACAUGCAAGGACAAGGGGCAGCAGGUAGACCGUAGGGAUGAGAAGGACGGCGGGCAGGACGCAGGACGUCGGGACAAUGCGCAGCAGGGAGAGCGUAGAGACGAGGAGCGGGAGGCAGAGCAUAGGGGCAAGGCGCAGCAGGGAGAGCACAGGGACGAGGGGCAACAGGAAGGCAGUAAGGAGGAAGAAGCAUGGCAACCGGCAGUGGUGUGCAAGCAAGAGGCGCAGCAAUGCAUGAAAGAGAGACAGACGGGCUUGCGUCCGCAAGGGAAGGGAACUGGGCUUGUUGGAGAAGAAAGGAAAGCAGGCUUUAAGAACGCUGGUGUGCCUCGGCAGGUGGGGAAAUUUGAGGUACGGAAGAGGGAGAGGGAUGGGUGCAGGGAAGGAGAUGGAGGGGAGGAGAACGUGGGGAGGGAGGAGAAAGGGGAGGCGAAUGAGGACUCGAACAGUGCUGGUUCUGGUGGGAGUGGUAGUGAGAAUGGGAGUGGCAGUGCGAGUGAGAGUGGGAGUGAGAGCAGGAGUGAGAGUGGGAGUGGGAGCAGGAGUGAGAGUGGGAGUGGGAGCAGGAGUGAGAGUGGGAGUGGGAGCAGGAGUGAUAGUGGGAGUGAGAGCAGGAGCGAUAGUGGGAGUGAGAGCAGGAGUGAGAGUGGGAGUGAGAGUGCUAGUGACAGUGAGACGGCUGUACAGGUGAGAGAGAGGAGUGGAUCAUCCCCCUUCAAGAGGGAUACGGCGAAGAUGAGGGGAGGAGAAGGGAAGAGCUGGGGGGGGAAAGCGGGGCAAAGGGGGAAGGGUAGGGGGAAGGCGAGGGGGGGAGCUGUGAGGGGGGAACGGAAAAACGAUGGGAUGGGUGUUAGGAUUAGAGGGGAAGAUGGGAGGAGGGAAAAUGGGGUAACGGAGCAAGGAGGAAUGGGAAUCAUGAAGGAAGAUGAGGGGAGAAGAGCAGAAGGAUUCACAAGGAAUACGGAGGGGAGACGGGAGGGGAAUGUGACGGGAGGAGGGGGCGGAGAAACGGGGGAAGGAGCAGAUCCUUUUGCGUAUGAGAUAGUGUGGGAGGAGGCAAGCAGUGGCGGGGGUGGUGAGGGAGGCGGGGGACGGCAUUGCGGAGAGGUGUGGGGAAGAGGGCAGGGGGUUGGGGGAGAUGCGGGAGAUGCACGGUAUGAGGUGUCCCGGGUGCGAGGGGGGCAGCAGUUUACAGUGACAGACCGGCAGACGGGCGACCGGGUGGCGUUUGCGUUUGAUGCGCCAGAGGAAACGGCAGCAGCGCUGGCGAGUGUGCAUGUGCUGGUGGCGUUUAUAGAAGAGGAGGAGGAGCGGCUCAGGUGGAAGACGGUAGAGGAGACAGCAGCAGCGCUGGCGAGCGUGCAUGUGCUGGUGGCGUUUAUAGAAGAGGAGGAGGAGCGGCUCAGGUGGAAGGUGCUUGGGGCGCAUUGA